Vollenhovia emeryi is the source of this 1254-nucleotide messenger RNA. RefSeq names its product pre-mRNA-splicing factor ISY1 homolog. Gene Ontology annotation, biological process: generation of catalytic spliceosome for second transesterification step; mRNA 3'-splice site recognition. Gene Ontology annotation, cellular component: catalytic step 2 spliceosome; post-mRNA release spliceosomal complex; Prp19 complex. The transcript has 5 exons. Lineage: Eukaryota; Metazoa; Arthropoda; Insecta; Hymenoptera; Formicidae. The coding region runs from base 298 to 1011 and encodes 237 amino acids. The record is from RefSeq and is a predicted model, not a curated record.
GUACAUAUAAUAACAAUAGCCAUAAAUUAUUAAAGUUUGUUUCCUUUUCAUUUGUCUCUAGUUUAUAUUGAGAUUUAAAAUCUCUUGCGUAUGCACACAUUGCUAUAUUUAGUCCGGACUCGCACCAAAGGGCAAAAUUUGUCGGUAAAGUCGGAUAUAUUUAUUCCAGACUCGCACCUAGGGGCAAAGUCUGUCGUACUAUUGUAAAUCGAUCGAUCUGGAAGUGAUCUUGGUGGCGGUGAUAUCUACGGAUAAUUAAUCUACACAAGACAGUUCGCAUAAAAGCACGAGUCAUAGAUGGCACGAAAUGCAGAGAAGGCUAUGACAACGCUUGCUCGUUGGAGAGCAGCGCAAAACAACGAAGGGACACGGAAGGAACAGGAGCGGAGGCCGUACUUGGCUUCCGAGUGUAGAGACUUGCGUAAGGCGGAGAAGUGGCGGAUGCAGAUAAUUCGGGAAAUUGCGAAGAAGGUUGCCCAGAUUCAAAAUGCCGGGCUCGGCGAGUUCCGCAUUCGUGACUUGAACGACGAGAUUAAUAAGCUCCUUAGAGAGAAGCGACACUGGGAGGCGCAGAUAAAAGAGCUCGGCGGACCCGAUUACUCAAGAGUCGGGCCUCGCAUGUUAGACCACGAGGGGCGCGAGGUGCCCGGUAAUCGCGGUUACAAAUAUUUCGGCGCGGCCAAGGAGCUACCGGGUGUCAGAGAGUUGUUCGAGCAGGAACCACCGCCGCCUCCUCGAAAGACUCGCGCGGAACUGAUGAAGGACAUCGACGCGGACUAUUACGGCUACAUGGACGACGACGACGGUAUUCUGAUACCGUUGGAGCAGAAAGCCGAGCAGGAGGCGAGAGAAAAGUGCAUCGAGGAGUGGGUGUCCCGCAAGAAGGAAUCGGAGGACGAGGUCGAGGUCGAGACAACGGCACAAAAGUUGAUUCCGUCGCAGCAAGACAUUCAAGAGGCGCUGCUGGUCAGAAAGAAGAAGGAGCUGCUGGAAAAGUAUGGGCUGGAUUGAGGCCCAGGAUCGGCGUUGCAUUCGGGAUACAGACACUGAAAUGUCGAUAUUGCGAUAUUAACUAUUGAUAAAUUUAUUGUUAGUUUAAUUAUAUAUUAGAAUACAUUUUUAUAAAACGCGAUGAAUAUAAUAAUUAUUAUUAAUUUAUAAGCACGUAAUAACAUUGAUUAAGAUAAUUAGUUUGUGCAGUAGACAUUCAAACUUGAAUGCUUAUCAAGAGAAACGGGUGCCGUAGAUGAAAAA